AUGAAAUUGCAAAACACCCUGAUCGGCCAUCUCCUGCUGGGCUCAGCCAGCGCCCUGAUAGUACCGACUGAAGCUCACCUCGCCCUCCGGAGAGACGACCACAAUUCUUCGGCGCCAUCAAACAAGUCAUCCAUCCAGUGGACAGAAUGCGACUUGGAUUUUGGGGACGCUGUCAACGCUGUGGUGGACGCUUUGCCGGAGAAGCUUCAGUGCGCCAAGCUUGAGGUUCCCCUGGAUUACACUAGUCUGAGCUCCGGCGAGACCAUCCAGCUCCAAUUGAUCAAGGCCAGCGCAAAUAAAGAACCCCACAUGGGGAGUAUGCUAUGGAACCCAGGCGGACCAGGCGGCUCCGGCGUCGAGUCGGUAGCCAAGUUGGGUCUCAAGUUGCGCAAUAUCGUCGGAGGCAACUAUGAUAUCAUUGGAUUCGAUCCUAGAGGCACUGGUAAAACCAUUCCAUACAUCUGCAACGUAACAGCGGCUCAGACUUCCGUCACCCGACGUGACUUUGAGACGCUACCAAAGGGUGAUAUCUGGAACAGCAUCAAGACAACAGACUGGGAAAGCUACAAAGUCACAGCCGACGCCUGCUUCAGAGACAAUGCCAAAUACGGCCGCUUCGUCGGCACACCGUUCGUAGCCAGAGACAUGAUUUCGAUCGCUGACGCCCUCGAUCAAGGCCCCAAGGUAAACUACUGGGGCGUCUCCUACGGCACCGUUCUCGGACAAGUCUUCGCCUCCAUGUUUCCCGACCGCGUAGGGCGUCUCGUCUUGGACAGCAAUCUCAUCGCGGACGACUAUGCAGACACUACCUGGAAAACUGGCCAAAGAGACACAGAGCGCGCCCUGCACCACCUCUUUGACGAGUGCGUCGAGGCCGGUCCCGAAGCCUGCGUACUGGCCAAUUUUACCGGCGCCGACACCACGGGGGACAGCCUAAUGAAGGCACUCGAGACCCUGCUCGAGGAGCAGAUCAACGACAAGAACGACACCGCCAACGCCUUAGACGACCUCGUGUCCCUCUUUAAAAUGGGUCUGCUGACAGAACUCUACAAGCCGCUACAGUAUCCUCAAGCCGUCUCGAGAGUCCACGCCGCCUUGACAGGGAACUGGACCGGUGCCCUCAUCCCAGCAGCCAAUGCACUAUUGUCCGAAUGGAACGAAGGCGGCACCUACGGCGUCUGGGGCAUUGCUUGCGCGGACUCGUCCUUCCGUGCCGAGAACGUCGAUGAUUUUUAUUCCAUCUACCGAACCCAUUGGGAGGGCAGCUCCUUCGGCGAAGCCAGUGCCAGGCUGCGCCUCCUCUGCUCCCGCUGGCGAUUCGAUGCCGCGGAGAAGAUUGACCUCAACGCCUUGAGGAACGUCAGGACUAGCUUCCCGGCCCUCAUCAUCAAUGGUCAUUGGGACCCGGCCACCCCUGAGAAUACGGCAUGGGAGAUUUCUGCGCGGUUCCGAAAUAGUCGGGCUGUUAUUCACUACGGUGUUGGUCAUGGAUAUACCAACCACCCCUCGAGCUGUGUGGACAAUAUCGUCCGUGAAUAUUUCCAGAAUGGCAAGAUGCCCGAGAUUGGAACUACGUGCGAGCCUGACAUGAGUGCUUUCGAAUACGUCGCUUCCGAAGCAAAGAAGGCAGAGGAGAGUAAAUAG
Colletotrichum phormii is the source of this 1644-nucleotide messenger RNA. RefSeq names its product Alpha/Beta hydrolase protein. The transcript has 4 exons. The record is from RefSeq and is a predicted model, not a curated record. Lineage: Eukaryota; Fungi; Ascomycota; Sordariomycetes; Glomerellales; Glomerellaceae. Bases 1 to 1644 code for a protein of 547 amino acids.